GCCCUUUUCACUCAUUUCCCUGACUGAGAAACCAUGCGCGCCUCCGGCAUCGUCUCAUUCGUUCUGCUCCUUGCCGGCGUCGCCGUCGCGGCUCCCUCUGAGCCCGUCUGCUCCACGGAGCUGUCCUGCGAGCUCGCCUUCCCCCGCUCCGUCGCCCCCAGCCCAACAGUCCGCUCGACCGAGCGCCUCACCAACGCCCAACGUCUCUCCCGCGGCCUUCCCCUCAACCCGCCCCACCGACGCGGUACCCCCGUCGCCCGCUCCGCGUCCUCGCCGACGCCCUCGGUGACCUACAGCGGCUACAUCCGCGUCGACAAGGCUUCGGACGGCACCACCCUCGGCUACAUCUCCAAGAACGCGCUCAACGGCGACCUGACCAAAUACGAGGCACCGAUCGCCUCCGCCAUGCCCGUCACCUUCUACAUGCCCGUCGGCGCCACCUCCGCAUCCCGGCUCAACAUCUACAUCGGGCAAUCCGGCUUGUCCACCUACACCCUCCUCGGCUUGGUCCAAGGCCGAGAUUCCACCACGCCCAGGAUAGCCUCGGGGUCCUACAACUACCUCUACAUCACCGGCACCGCAGAGACCGCCCCCGGAUCCGCACCGCAGACCGUCGGCAACUCGUACACCACCGUGAGCGGCAUCUCGCGCUACUCCGAAUCGGCCGUCUGGAGCUACGACUCGAGUACGGGCCGGCUCGUCCCGCAUUGGAUCAACGCCGACGGCGCGGAGCCGACGACCGCACUCUGGACGCAGAGCAGCGCGCUCUACGCCGGCGGCGACUCGACCGCGUUCGCCAACCGCUACGCGUCGCCGGUCACCGUGCUCACCUUCACGUUCGUUGCCGCAUAAACGAUCGAUAUCUCCUUGUUUUUUUUUUUUUUGGUUCCCGUUUGCUGGCGUACAUCCGACGCCACGGUCGUUACAAGUGGCUAAGUUAUAGACCUCGGACAGAUGACUAUUCAUCCCUACUGUACCCCCCCUUCCCAUUAGUCGUACGAAUACCGUUUUGCGUAAUCGCACGCACACACACACACGUGCGGCAUUCAUUCCACCUACAUAUUCUCGCCCUUACCCCUCGUCCUCGCCGACGUACGUCCCGCCAAACUCGAUCGCGCCCUCCUCGACCUCGUACCGCGCGAGCGGCGUCCACGCCCACCUCCACGGCGGGCGCGCGUACAGCCGGAUGUCGAACCGGGCCCGGAACGACUCGUGGCAGAGCGUCGGGUCGAAGCCCGCGGCGAGCGGGCCCGGGAGGGUCAGAAACGAGUCCUGCGCGAAUCAGUCGAGGAGCGGUCGAAACACAAGAGCGGGUAACGGUAAGAAAUACAUAAACAAAAAAUGACAGCCGUGUCCUAUACAUACGUGGGGCGCGGUCAUCUCCACGUCGAGCCGUUGCGUCGCGUUCCAGACCGAGACCUUCAUCCACCGUCUGCGCCAGCUGCGUUGGAUGGACAGACCGGGGGCGAUCCGGCCUCCCAGGACGACGGCGCUGCAUGGGCAUCGAGGUUAAUCAGACGAGAGAGAGCCGGUCGGACGCCGGGGUCGAGCGGGAAUAAAAAAGAUCGCACCGGGGAGGUCCAAAGUCCCAUUCGGCGCUCGUCGUCGCGGAAGCCGAGCAUGAGCGCGUCGACGCCGACGAUGCGGCCUCCCGCCAACGCGAGCCUCACGGGCGCGCGCGCGGACCCUUCCGACCCGUCGCGUCCGCCGCCGAGGCAGUGAGCCCACAGCCAGCCCGUCGGGAAACCCGAGCCGUGGUUCUUCUCCAUGUGCGCCAUCCCGCGUCCGCUCAGCUCGUGGUACGUCGCGGCGGCGCGAUGCCCGGUGGGGGCGAGGGCGGUGGUGGUCAGACGCCAGCGCGCGUCGGAGCAGGUCGAGAAGACGUGCC
Molecule: messenger RNA, 1888 nt
Organism: Punctularia strigosozonata HHB-11173 SS5
Lineage: Eukaryota; Fungi; Basidiomycota; Agaricomycetes; Corticiales; Punctulariaceae
Exons: 7
Coding region: 34-852 (272 amino acids)
Source: RefSeq, a predicted model, not a curated record